GUUCCAUGCAAUCGUCGAGUUGCAGACUGGAAUAUUUCGUUUCAACAAUAAAUGCAAGUAUUCAAACAGUUUAAUAAACUUUAGAGUAAAGAGCGCGUGAAAAGGUGACGCGGAAUGAGGCUGCAUUGCGAUGCAAGGCCCUGAACAUGACUCUUCUCACCGUCACCUCCCUGGAAGGCCUGCGGUGCAUCAGCAACUUCAAAGCCGGCACUUACUGGACGAGCGGCUCGAACGAGGACCUCAACUGCGACUCUGAGAAAAAGUACGCGUGGUGUUCGACGGGCUUUGCCUUGUCCGCGGCUCUGCUCGCUCUCAACGAAUUUUGGCUGCCGACCAACACCACCCCGACCGCCCUCGACCGCUGUCUGGCCGUCGCCAUCUCAAGCACCCCUAGAAGGGGAGUCGAGCACAGGGGGUGCGACCAAACCCUGCCUUUCAUCUGUCAGUACAACGUCGACUGUCCGAAACUCUGCGUCAAAAACGACUCGCUGUUCGACUCUGUUGGAAACUUGAUGAACAAAGCCGCUUACGGAAUUUGGUACAACAUCGGAAACUUGACGUAUCUCUUGGGAAACAAGCCGGUUACUUGGGCUGGCAACUACCAGCAGUGCUGCGCUCUGGGGAUGGAAGCCCUCAACAUUGACAAUGCGGCCGAGCAAACGGGACUAACAAGCCUCACGACCGUCAACAAAGCCAACUGGAGUGCAAACUUCAACUACUGGACUUCCGGUACGUGGCAGGGGGCACCGGUGGGCAAGUGGGCGUGGUGCGAGCCCAGUGGGCCCACCGUUUUCGCCAAGAAUCUCGAUUGGGAGGAGAAGCAACCAGACAACAAAGGGGGAAACGAGAGCUGCGUCCACUUCCGCUUCGUUCUAAACUACACAGGCGCUGUCUUGACCGACAGGAACUGCUCCAACAAAUAUAUUUUUGCUUGCAAGUCAACGUGGGCGACUGCCCGAACCCAUUGCUGCAGGGUUGGUUUGACCCUGGCCUCGAUGGAGUCGGCGGGAAAAGCGAAUUGUUUUUCCAAGAUCGUCUCCAAGUUUGCUCCCGUGACCUUUGGCGACUUCUGGCUGUCCGGCACGGACCUGGACUGCGAUUCGAACUUCCGGUGGUGCUCGAUGAACCGUGCCUUCGAGGAGGCUGAGCUCAGGUGGAAGGUUGGUCACCCUGUGAAAGGCCUCGAUUGCGUUUACCUCGAAGUGAGAAGCGAAUCUUUGCUUUUGGCCACUGCCGACUGCGCCGAAAAGAAAGACUUUUUGUGCGAGGUGCGCAAGAAGGCCACCUCUCAAAAGGCCAUGCAAACAGAGUGCGCAGAAAUCUGGAACAUCACCUCAGGCAUAUGCGAAUCUUUGAAACAAAUUAAAGUGUUUAAUCUAAUCAUUCACGAAACAGAGCAAAUCGACCUGCUUUUGAACGCGAGCGCCUUUCUUGCGACCUCUUUCUCCCUCAAUCUCAAGUGCUUUUUGAAAUGCAUCGGAGUCGAAGUUGGAUUGUUUGACAUCGGGAGCGGCUUGAACAGCAUCAAAAUGUUGCGGGAAAUAGAACUCGUGUCGCAGGAGGAGCCAACGAGGCUUCAACAGGGAUUUGUCGCGCACGACGAAUGCAGUGGAAAAAAACUUGACGACGAAUGCGUGACUGCGUACGAAACAUUCAAGUGCGGCCAGGAGAAGGAGCCCGCGUUGCUCUCGAAAAUCGUGCAAAAUAAUUUCGGCAAUAGCACCAUUUUCCAACCACCGACUCCGUGUGUUCCUCCGCCCCGGACUUGUUGGAUCUCGAAUGCAUUCCCUUGCGUGAAAAAUCAAACUGCCACCGAUCUUUUAAACAAAACCCGUUCUGAUGGCAAGGGAGCCUUGAGUUCCAAGUCCAACGUGACGGUCUACAUUUCAUACCAAGUUCCAAAUGGAAUGCUGAAUCCGAUUGAUGCGUACAAACAUUGCUGCUCAAUCGGAAUGAAGAUGCUGGAGCCCGAAACCAGGGCAGAUGUGAACUUUAUCAUGAAAACCUUUUCGAGUAAUAAUGGCGCACUGGCGGGUGAAACGGAGUUCAUCAACCAGUCGCACGAGGUGUGGUGCCAAAGCCGCAAAGUCUUGCCGGACAACAUGUACUUCGCAGAAUAUAGGUACCCGUGCGCGCCGUCGAUCCUCAUAGCGGAUCACCUCGGCAGAGGUUUGAUUGCUACGACCAUGGGUGAAUCUGACAUCGUCGAUUAUUUCUUAUACCCGGAGAAGUACAAUUCCACUUUUAAGCAACUGUCUAAAUUCAUCUGCAUUGAAACCUAG
This is a messenger RNA of Cloeon dipterum, 2282 nucleotides long. RefSeq lists its product as uncharacterized. The coding region runs from base 147 to 2282 and encodes 711 amino acids. The transcript is spliced from 16 exons. Gene Ontology annotation, molecular function: signaling receptor activity; odorant binding. The record is from RefSeq and is a predicted model, not a curated record. Lineage: Eukaryota; Metazoa; Arthropoda; Insecta; Ephemeroptera; Baetidae.